Molecule: messenger RNA, 2044 nt
Organism: Lutzomyia longipalpis
Lineage: Eukaryota; Metazoa; Arthropoda; Insecta; Diptera; Psychodidae
Gene: Gsc
Product: homeobox protein goosecoid
Exons: 3
Coding region: 480-1394 (304 amino acids)
Biological process (GO): regulation of transcription by RNA polymerase II
Cellular component (GO): nucleus
Molecular function (GO): DNA-binding transcription factor activity, RNA polymerase II-specific; RNA polymerase II cis-regulatory region sequence-specific DNA binding
Source: RefSeq, a predicted model, not a curated record
GAGUUGCUUUCCUGGCUGUUAAAUUCAAUAAAUUGCCUCAUAUCGGGAUUGGCGUUAUCCAGCAGAAUAAAAAAGUGUAAAAUGUGGAAUAUGUUGUAAAGAAUUAAUGUGAUUUUAACGUACAAUUUUUAAAUAAUUCUUGCUCACAAUUUGUGAACUUAAAAAAAAAUCAUCGCAAAACUUUGAGAAAAUUUAAACUUUAUGUGAAGAAAACUAUAUAAUAUUGAGAUGUUUAAUGUGAAUUUUAUUUUGAAAAACUGAAUGAGAAUAAUUCUCUUUUCUGUGAAGAAAAUUUGCGGUGAAAACGUUGUGUGUGGGAAAAAAAGGAAGAGCUUAAUAGAUAAUUCGGCGGCAAAAAAUAUUCCAUCAUUCUGAGUUCACUGUGGCCAUUUGGGCUCACCACGAAGCCCGAAUAUCUGUCGCCGGCCUCACAGAGUCCCUGCAGUUUGACUCCAUCGCCGUCUCCAUCCUCCGUCUCAAUGGUGGAGACCACAUCGUCUGGCAUUCGAAGCUGUGGGAGCCCAAAUACGGCUCCUGUUGGAGACUCGGCAUCACCGACGAGCUACCUCACUACAGCCAUGCUUCUCGGGGGUCAAGGAUGUGGCUACCUGGGGCAAAGGUUGCAAUUCAAGCCACAGUCCGAUCGUACAGACUCCCAUCAGACUAUAGUGCAGAACCACACAACAGUCAACUCACGCGUUUCUGGUUCAGCAAAUACAUCCCUCUUCACCAUUGACAGCAUCCUAGCUCCAAAGCCACAGCAUAGUCCCAGCAGUUCACCACCAGCUACAUCAAUUGGGAAUAGCCCUCUGAGGCCAACCCGUGUUCCAGCUAUGCUCCAUCCCUCGGGACUACAUCUGGGUCACUUGGCUGCCGCAGCAGCAAGUGGAUUCGGUGCAACAUCAGAUUUUCUCGUGGCAUACCCAAAUUUCUACCCCAACUACAUGCACGCAGCAGCAGUUGCUCAUGCUGCUGCCACCCAAAUGCAAGCUCAUGCCACAAUGAGCCACCACGGAGGACUCGGUGGGCCACCACCAAAACGGAAACGACGGCAUCGAACGAUCUUCACUGAAGAGCAAUUGGAGCAACUUGAGGCAACCUUUGAGAAAACUCACUACCCCGAUGUUGUUCUACGGGAACAACUGGCGCUAAAGGUUGAUCUGAAGGAGGAACGAGUCGAGGUUUGGUUCAAGAACCGCAGGGCAAAGUGGCGAAAACAGAAGCGUGAGGAGCAGGAAAGACUGCGAAAGCUCCAGGAUGAGCACAAUGGAAGCAAUGCAGGCAAUGUAUCGAAUCUCAAAACUGAAGAUGUUUCUCCACCAGUUCUUCCUCUAUCCACAUCAAUUCACAAUUUCAGUGAUGCCGAAGACUCUUCGGACCUUGAAGUUGCCUAAACUUCGCAAAAAAAAAAACAUAAAAUCCUUCAAUUUACCACAAUCCGAUAAAAUUGGCAAGUUUCAGGAGCUUUUGGUUUAAAAGUUUUCAAACAAACUUUAUUAGGGAUUGAAAAGAAUAAAAUUAGGACGUUACAAAGCAGAGAAAAUUUUAAGAAUUUUCAAAUAGAUUUUUAAAAGAAUAUUUAAUAAAAUCUUCUUUCUAAUUUCAUUCCUAAAGUUUGUCUUAUUUCAUGUAGUAUACAUGCCGUUUCAUACCGACCUAGGAAAACUCUUAAAAAAUCUCAAAAGUUCCUGCAUUUAAAAAGUAACGAGAAUACCUAUGUAUUUUUCAGUUUUCCCAUGUGAAAGAAGAACUGACUACUCCACCUUCCCCCUUUAUUCUAAUCGAUCGAAUGCGAAUGUGUUGUUAUAGGUAAUUUAAUUUGUAUAGAAAGGACAGAGAGAUUAUAUUUAAAUUUCAACUAUUUUUAAGUAAAAUAUUAUAAUAUUAAAUGUGAUACAAUCUUUUAAAAUAAUGUAUAUUAAUUUACAAACAAAAUUAUUAUACCCAGAAAAUAUUGGAAAAUAGAUAAAUUUACAGAUUAAAUGUAACAUUCCCUGAAAUAAUUUCAAAAAUUCAUAAAUAGAAUCCACAAUAUCAAACAAAA